UUUCGCAUUAUAAAACAGCACAUUCUUGAAAUAAAUCAAUGCAAUCGUUGUUUCUAGGUAACUGCAGCUAACGUCCCUCUUCGAUCGAGGUCGAAGAAAUGUGACUAGAUGGAGAAUAAACUCAACAAAGCCGGUUACAAAACAUGUUUAAAGAUACAAAGAUAAGACUAAUAAGUACAACACUAGCACCAAUAAUACUAUUCUUAUCACAUUACGAGGUUGGAAACCCAUAAAUUUUACUACAGGGAAAACUAUUUCAACAAAACAUACAAUGUCAACAGAAGAAUGCAGCUUACAAGAAAGUAUAAAAUGGUUUAAUUCAGUAUCAAGGGGCAUUCAGUGUUGGUUGGUUGUUUUAGUAACCGAACAGUUACAUGCUAAAUCAUACACAAUGCAAAUCAGUGCUACCGUGUUCAUAUUGGUUCUAGUACUAGGGCAUAGGGAAGAAGUUAGUGGUGCCACUAUUGCUGAUCGUUUAUCUCCAAUGGCACUCAUUAUCGGUGGCACUGAUGUUGAGGAUGGGAAGGCACCAUAUCUAGCUGGUUUGGUGUAUAACAACUCUGAAACAUAUUGUGGUGGCUCGAUUAUAGCCGCUCGAUGGAUCUUGACAGCAGCUCACUGUGUAACAAACGUUAAUGUCACAAAUUUAACUGUAGUACGGGUGGGAACAAAUGAUAACUAUAAAGGUGGAUCAAUGUACCAAAUCGAUCGUGUUAUACCACAUGAGCGAUACAGUGCUAUAACAUUCCGCAAUGACGUUGCGCUACUUCGUCUGAAGACCCCAAUAAAAUUUGAAGAACACGUUGAGAAGAUAGAACUUAACGAGGAGCUCGUUCCGAUUAAUGCUACACUGACAAUUGUUGGAUGGGGAUUCGUUGGAUGGAACAAAGAAAACCCAAAACGAACUCAAGUGAUUAAAGUUCAACAUAUUGGUCUAAACCGUUGUCGAAAGAUGGCAAACGGUAGUGCUAUUUACCCUGAACAUCUGUGUACUUUUUCUAGAGCAGGGUAUGGUCCGUGCAAGGGCGAUUCUGGUAGUCCUGUGGUAUGGAAAGGGAAACAGGUUGGCGUAGUCAGUUGGGCAAUGGCGGGCGUGUGUGCAAUUGGAUUACCUGAUGUACAAGCCAGCAUUAGGUACUUCUAUGGUUGGAUUACGAAAACAAUGGCAGCUAAUAGUGGUCAUUGAAAUCUACAAAACUGAUAUCAGAUGUUAGGCAAUGACUGUAUCAAAUGCGCUCUUGUAGAGGUAAAUGAUAAUAACUUUGCAACCCCCUUUAUUGGCUAUAAUAUGGUAAAGUAAAUCUAUGAUGCCAUUAAGCAAUGAAACCCAUGGGACUCAAUUAGUGAUCCGAAAAUAAUAUUCAUAUACAGGGGAGCGCCGUUUAUCCGGGUACCUUUUAUUCGGCCAUCCGUUUAUCCGUGCUCUUGAGAAAUGACAGUUCAAUACAAAGGUGACAUUGCGUUCUGAGGUGGAUAUUUAAAAAUUCGGUUAUCAUAGCACAUGGGCAUAAAAAACAUACAAUACAUUGCAAAUUUCAAACAUUCUCAUUGGAAAAACAUGCAGUUAAUAAAAACUGGGUAAUUUUUAUCAAAACAUACGAUUAAUUUCCAAAAAAACAUAAGGAAUUUGUGAUUAAAUAUAUCAUUUGACUCAUUAUCCGUGUUAUUCGCAUAUCCGGGCGAGGUCAAGUCCCGAUGACCCCGGAUCAUCGGCGCUCCACUUUAUAUUAUUUGUCAUAGGUUUCACUACAGAAAAAUAUAACAAUUAAAAAUGA
Anopheles gambiae (African malaria mosquito) is the source of this 1775-nucleotide messenger RNA. Its product is annotated as chymotrypsin-2-like. Gene Ontology annotation, biological process: proteolysis. The record is from RefSeq and is a predicted model, not a curated record. Gene Ontology annotation, molecular function: serine-type endopeptidase activity. Lineage: Eukaryota; Metazoa; Arthropoda; Insecta; Diptera; Culicidae. Bases 272 to 1186 code for a protein of 304 amino acids. The transcript has 4 exons.